This is a messenger RNA of Triplophysa rosa, 1431 nucleotides long. It is a transcript of the gene dipk2b, whose product is annotated as divergent protein kinase domain 2B. The transcript has 5 exons. The record is from RefSeq and is a predicted model, not a curated record. NCBI's taxonomy places the organism in Eukaryota, Metazoa, Chordata, Actinopteri, Cypriniformes, Nemacheilidae. Bases 138 to 1394 code for a protein of 418 amino acids.
AUGUAAUAGGCUACAUAUCAGCUUACUACCGUAAACAUGAGUUGGUACUUCAUUGUUUAAUAUGCUGGUGUGCUCGUGAGGUUCGGAGUUCACAUCUCUCACUCCUGGAGGUUUAUGAGCUGUACUGGGGUGCUAUAAUGGCAGGGAUAUGGUUGAAGGCCUGGACACUGUAUCUCAUAGUUGCGCUUGGUACUUCAGACCCAUCACCUUUACCCCAAGAGAAAUCCUAUGAGUUUAGAAGGAAUCUCUUGGGUUUGGAUAAAUGCAAUGCCUGCAUUGGAACUUCCAUUUGCAAGAAGUUUUUCAAGGAUGAAAUCAGGUUUGAAGGAUGGCUGACAGCGCAGUCUAAUCUCUCUGUAGCAGACGUGCAGUCAAACGAGGGAAACUACACAGACAUCACAGCAGGCUGGAGGUCAGUUGUGCUGUCCCGCUUGAUGUCUCCUCACCUGCACGAGAUUUCAGACAAUAGCAUCUGCAGCUCAGCAGGCAAAGGGAAAUCCUGUAGCAUUGAAACCGUCCUCAGGGCCACUCCACGCUUCCAAAGUUGGGUCCGUUCCAACCUGCUGCUCCCCAACAUGGUGAAGGGUCUGGCCGCCCCAAUGCUGCGCUGCCCGUCUCAAAGGCUGCUGGACCGUAUUGUGCGACGCUACUUUGAAGUGAUUGACGUGGGCAGCGUGCAGAUGAAGCACUUCACUGAAAAGGACAAACUCAGACUUCUUUAUACCCUGGCUGUCAAUCAACACGCCCUCAUACCGCAGAUGUUUCCAGGCACUGAGGGCUGGCCCUUCCUGCGCUAUCACGGCUCCUGUGGAAGGGUGAUGGUGUGGGCAGGAAGCACACCCAUCAGGAGACUGUUUUCCUCUUCGUUGGAGCGCCGUGCUGAUGUAGCAUAUCAGCUCCUCCACGUCACACAGAGUCUAAGCUCUAAUAGCCUCCAGUUCAACCUCUUCUACACCAAUGUCUCAGAGGAUACGUUCGGCACCUUGGAUGACAGCAGGGUCUUCAUUGUCGACAGUAGUACCAUAGGGAUCAUUGACUUAAAGGAAGGAUAUCCUCCUAAUGAAGGCUUACAGACUGAACACACCGAUGUCUUCUCCGGUCUCAGUGGAUUUUGUGAACAACCUCUCCCCUGCGAAACUGUCCGAGGAGCACAAAGUUUUAUCCUUCUUUGUCAACAUGUGCUCCAUAAGCUGCUUGGUCCUAAUGAUGUACAGUCUGGUCGGCUUCCCAAAACAGCACUCCGUGAGCUCAGGAUCUGCGCUGACCAAACUCAGUCCGACCAGAGAAUAACCAGUGCCGUCCAAACCCUGAAAGAUAUUCUACAGUCUCUAAGACCAUGCAGUUCUCUCUAUGGAUACAGGUACCCUGAAUGCCUCUACAGUGCCAAAUUCUAGACCACCACAACUAAAGACUCAUAACUGUAAGGUGAUG